Molecule: messenger RNA, 416 nt
Organism: Oppia nitens
Lineage: Eukaryota; Metazoa; Arthropoda; Arachnida; Sarcoptiformes; Oppiidae
Exons: 2
Coding region: 12-401 (129 amino acids)
Source: RefSeq, a predicted model, not a curated record
AAUAUAAGACAAUGUUUAAACUAUUGAUUGUUAGUUUAUUUAUAACAACGACUAUGUGUUACAAUUAUAAUAAGUUAAUCAAACAUGAAAUGUUAGAUCCGGAUGAUCAAUAUGUUAAGGACUGUUACUCUAGAAUACCGGACCAAUUGCAUGACUGCACAAUGAAAGUGAUGACCGACUGGGGUCUUACACCGCAUACCGAUCCCAAAUCACGUGAGUCGUGUUGCGGGUCGUGGCAAUUGGCCGAUUGUAUCCGAGCUAAUGCUGAAAUAAAUUGUUAUGAAUGGGAAGUGGAGGCCGUAAUCAAACUUCAAAACAAGACUAUCACUAAACAGCAAACUACUAAUUGUUUUAAUUAUGUCUAUCAUUCAGAUAUUUGUAUAAAAACUUUUUCUAUAUAAUUGUUUGUUUUAUUA